UUUCUCGUUCUCGCCAGUGCCGCGCCAACCGCUGACAAUAUCGCUCGUCGCGUCAUUCCAUUGUCUCAAAAGUUUUAACGUGAAUAAAAAAACCUUAUCGAGUCGGAGUGAUUUUUUAAUAUUGCAAAAACAAAACGAAUUGUUUUAUUUCUCGAAUAACGAAUUGAAUGGGUGUUGUGAACAAGUGAAUCGAUUGUUUAAAACAGCUACCUACCUGCACGACGCGUGGCGGAACAUAAUAACAAACUCUCGUCUCGUGUUUCGAAUGGUCCUCGACAAUAAUUAGUUUGGUAAAAGUGAGUGUGUGUGUCGUGGACGCUUGAUGGUUCAAUUAGAACUAGUUUACUAGGCUUUUGUAUGUAUUGAUACUGACAGUUCGUGUGAGCAGCCUCUCCGCGAAUACGGAUGUUGAAAUUGGAGUCGCCAGAGGUCCGCAUGGCACUGCCGUUGCCGCCGCGGGCGCCCGAUCCUGCCGCACUCGCCGCCUACUGGAACGAGUACGAGGAGUACCUCUGCAGGCAGAACAACUCCGGACAGCAUCUCGACGAUGAGGACAACCAUUACGAAGAGGGAGAGUUGGAAACGGAAUGGCUGCAAGCGGCAGGCCUGGGCUCCCUCGCGGCGCCUUUCCAGGCGGGCCUCGAGGUGACAGAGGCGCAGCUGGGCGAGGCAAUCAGCCCGUUGCCGAGGGAGCAGGCUGCCGCAGUGAGAAGGAGAGUGAGGAGGCUUAACAGAACUGUGAGGAAAAAGAGAGCCGCGUCGAGAGCCAGGAAGCCAGAUAUACGUGAUGUGUUUCGUGAUAUUGAGAAUUCAAGCGGCAGUGAGCCGAGGUCGCGCAGCGCGACUCCCGACUCGCUGGACUCGCUGCCCAGCGGUGGAUCAGGCAGCCCGCCCGCCGAGUGGGCUGAUGGAGCUACGCCGCCUGACUUCGUUGAUAGUUUCCCCCCGGUGGGUGCGCACGCGCCGCUAGCGCGUACACCGUCGGCGCCGGCAGCGCCGCGCCGCGCGCGCCUGUCGCCGCCCGCGCCCGCAUCACACUCCCCGCCCCUGCCCAUGCACGAGCUUUUUAAGCCCAAUGAUCUGCACCUGGCUGAUAUCGCGAGUAAUACUGAGGGCAUCGAAUUGCUAGGCUACCAGAGGUACGGAACAGUCCAGGGACCAAGAAUAGGAAAGGAAAGAAUCAACGGCUCCAUACUGAAAGACAACGACCCAUUUAUAAGUAAACACACAGUUGUUUCGCGGACAAAGAGCGUCGCGUCCACACAGCCGCUCAGUUUCGAGCACAAAUUCAAUCUCGACAAACAGAUGCUCGAUAAUGAAGAGGAGUGGCCAGAAGAGGACAGCUGCGUGGACAUCGAGAGCGUCAGUGAGCCACAGUUGAAACGACUGCCGCCGCUGCUGUGGCUCGAACUGACUGCCCUUUUCGACCGGUAUUCGUUGCCCUUCCAAAAGCGAAAGCCGCCCAAGAAGAAAAGAAAAGAAGAGGGUUCUGUGUUCGGCGUGUCGCUGGAGACGCUGGUGCGCAAAGAUAUGAUUCUGUGGGAGGAGACGUGGAGUUGCGUGCCCAGUAUCGUGCGCGCGCUUGCCGCCGCGCUGCGUGCUCGUGCUGCACACGAGGGUCUGCUGCGCGUGCCCGGCAACAAGCACAAGAUCGAAGCGCUGUGUCAGCUGAUCGAGCGGCAAUGGUAUUCGGACCGCGCGAGUGUGGAAGCAGCGCUAGCGAGGGCAAGCAGCCACGACCUGGCGGCUGUCUUCAAGCGACUCCUCCGAGCGCUGCCGCAGCCACCACUCACUCAAGAGCUCAUGCGGUUGUUCUACCACACAUAUGCGUUGGCAGGCACGACGCAAGGUCGAGCGUUGAACCUCCUAGUAUUGUUGCUACCAGCAGAGCAGCGCGCCACGCUACGCGAGCUUCUGCGUCUGGUGCGAGAGAUCGUUGCGAGGGCUGACACCAACAAGAUGAGUGAGCACAACGUCGCCAUGAUCAUUGCACCUGCGCUCUUCCCGCCUAACUUGUUGAUCAAAUCGUCAGACAGUCUGGAGACGCAGCUCGCUACUGCGGCCAACAGUUGCCACGUGACGGAAGCCCUGAUGCGAUGGUGUGACCAACUGUGGACGGUGCCCGCUUCCUUACACGCGGCAUCACAGAGGAAGCCUCUGCCUCACAGACGAAAUCACCAUACCUGAACAAUGGGCUGUAAACACUGACUAUAAGGCAGAUUCACCUGCUCUUGUGAUUCUGACUUUCCAUAAGGGCACACAUAUGGUACAUGGGAUAUCUGCCCAGGAUCCUGUUUGAUGUAAACCUUAGAAAGUCGACAUUAUCGAAAAGCUCAAUUGUUUGUGAAAUUCAUGAAGAAAUUUGUAUUUUUUUAUCUUCCUAAAGACGUUCCAAAUUGUGUGCCCAAGGGCAUAUGUAAUACAGCCCUGGAAAUAGAAUAAGUUCUGGUUUACUAACAUUUCGAGAAUAUCAUUUAGGAUACUGGAUUCUAGUGUGCAAAGAACUUCACUGUGUAUAGUGCUCGUUUAAGUAUUAUUUUUUUUUUAUUAACGAUUGAAUGUUGUUUUCAGUCAAAGUUGUGCUGUGCUUAAUGUAAAUCCCUGAACAAUAUUUGAGUGAUAUGAUAAAUAUUAUUCAAUAUAAUCAUUAUACAUAUACUCACGUGUUAAUAUUGUCGUUAACGCAUUUAGUGUGGUAUAAGAAUGUGAAUAGGAUGCCAAAUGUUCAUCAUAAUUAUUUCUUAGCGAUUAAAAUAUUCCUCGUAAAUAUGUAUGCGACAACGAUUGACGUAAAAUAUAUAUGAAAUUGUCUAUUAGUUUAAUUAUUAAAAUUAUUCGGUGCCAUUUCUCAUUUGGUUUGUAUUAGUUACCAUUUUGGCAAAGAUCCUACGAUAUGGUGCCUUGUAUUGAUGAUAUUGUAAAUUGUAAGUUAUUCCAAAAUUCCAUGUGACUUUGCAAAUUUUUAUGUAAAUAAUAAUUAUUACUUAACUAUACGAUUUUUUGUAUAAUAUUUUACCAAUACUUUGACUAGGCAAGCAAAGACUGACUUGGUGUUAUGGAUAAAGUAUAUAAUGAUAUUGCUAAGUAUAUUUACAUGUAUUAUUUAAAAUAAUAAAAUACCACAAUAUUUCAAAAAAA
Molecule: messenger RNA, 3138 nt
Organism: Galleria mellonella (greater wax moth)
Lineage: Eukaryota; Metazoa; Arthropoda; Insecta; Lepidoptera; Pyralidae
Gene: conu
Product: rho GTPase-activating protein conundrum
Exons: 12
Coding region: 406-2187 (593 amino acids)
Biological process (GO): regulation of actin filament polymerization; signal transduction; regulation of small GTPase mediated signal transduction
Cellular component (GO): cytoplasm
Molecular function (GO): GTPase activator activity
Source: RefSeq, a predicted model, not a curated record